CAUGUUGCAAGCGCGUGGAGAUGGAUUCCACUCCUAUUUCGUAUGUCCGAUUUCCGCUCGCGCUCGCGUUUGAGAUUGCCGAUGCGUUGGUUUGCGGAUCGGGGGCCGAUUAUGGAGAUGGUGACGAUGCAUGGUUCUUGUGGAGUUGAAAAAUGGGAUCCUUGAUGCUUGAAGAUUUGUGAUCACGAUAAGUUGCUGUUACACCGACUUUGUCGUCAUUUCAAAUCCAUAAAAGACGUUGGCCUGGCCACCAUCGAAGAUAUCUUCCCGAUUUCUAUCUUGAUCUAUCACUCUAGUUUACAUCAUCUCAUUUUCGUCUUGGCUACAUCCUAACUCAUAACCAUCAAUAUGUCACAAGAACCCAGAGUCCCAGACGUCUAUGGGCCGGGUACUCAUACCGACCGCACAUUCGUCCCCGUCCCCCAAGACACACAACGCAUCUUCCGUCUCAUCGCCUCUCAAACACCUGGCUUCACCCAAGAUGAAUCCAUCCUCUCAAAAGUCACAUUCACCGGCGAUGAGUUCCCAGUCAUCUCCGGCCCCAUCAAAGCUGUCUCCGUAGCAGCUGCUCUUCACGCCAUGGCCGGUGUAGUAGCCGAUGAGAUCCUCACUCUUAGAGGUGUUGAGGAUAGCGACCGAAAAGUCACUGUCAACACUACACAUGCUGGACUUUGGUUUGGCAACAUCGCUACUGCAUACAUUGAUGGCAAGGACGUCUUUGCGUUGACCAAGUCUGGAGAGUUGAAGAAGCUGUUGCCAGAUUGGGAACGAGGAUGGGUUGAUACACCUCUCAAGUAUCGCACCACAGGGCUUUAUCCUACCUCUGAUCCUGACAUUUGGUACUCUCUCCACGGCUCCAUGAACGCAGAGCCAGUCCUCAAGUCUAUCGGCGUGGACCCAUCUGAUGCCAUCACCUCCAACGAAGAUGCAGCCGCUCACAUAGCAAAGUUCACAAGCAAACUCUCACCUGAGAAGCUUGAGUUCACAAACCUUGUCAACGGCAACUGCGGCAGUAUCUGCUUCACACCUAAGCAGUGGAACGAAAGUGAGAUGGGCAAGUCCCUCGCUGCUCAUCCCCUCAUCAAUGUCAAGGCUCAACCUCACGCUAUUCCUACACCGCCCGUUGCUUUCCCUCCUCUCGAUCCAGCUGAUAAGCGCCCGCUGGCUGGUAUCAAAGUCGUUGAGAUGACCCGUGUUAUCGCCGGCCCUCAAAUCGGCACGAUCCUUUCUAGCUUCGGCGCUGAUGUUAUUCGCGUUAAUCCCCCUCACUUGCCUGAUAUCAACAUCAUGCAGCUCACUCUUAACGCUGGAAAGCGCACCAUCGCUAUUGACCUGCGAAAGCCCGAGGAUGCGGCUAUCAUCAAAUCUCUUAUCGCCGAGGCAGAUGUGUUCAUCCAAGGCUUUCGCAUGAACAAGAUGCCUAAGUUUGGCCUUGGAUUGAACGACAUCCUCAAGAUGGCUGGCGAGCGAGGCCACGGUAUCGUUCAUGUUUCGGAGAACUGUUAUGGCCCUGAUGGCUAUUAUGCUGAGCGACCCGGUUGGCAACAGAUUGCUGAUGCAGCUGCGGGAUCAGCAUACGUCACUGGCCGUUCCCUUAACUUGCCCAACAACGAAGCUGUCCUGCCUUCGCUACCUGUUAGCGACAUGACCACUGGUGCUCUUGGCGCAGUAGGUACUCUUCUAGCCCUUCGCGAUCGCGCCAUCAACGGCGGAAGCUACGCCGUUCACGCAUCUCUCGUCGCAGUCAACGCGUUCGCUCUUCGCUCUGACGUCGGCCUCUACUCACCUGAAACUGUCGCUGAAUGCGCUAGGCGAUUCCAGUGGGCUGAGAUGAGAGGAUCGCAUCAUGUUCUUGAUCUUUUGAUGACGGUUUGGGAUGGCUGGAAGAGAGUCCUUGGUAAGGAGUUGUCAGAAGAUGGUGGAUGGUACCAAAGCUUUGAGACGAGCGCUUUUGACGGGAAGAAGUUGAGCAUACUUAGGCCUGUUGUGAGUUUGAGUGAUGAGGAGGUGACGCCGCGAUGGAAGACACCCAGUGUUCCUUAUGCUUAUGAGAAGGCUGAGGGCAUCAAAUUUCAGUAAAAGGACUGGUCAUAGAUUAUUGAAGAGAUGAAGUAUAGAAAUACCCAUAGAGAUAGAACAUAAAUUAUUUUAACAGGGAGUUUAUUCAAGCCCUGACUCAGUCGCUG
Molecule: messenger RNA, 2186 nt
Organism: Fusarium oxysporum Fo47
Lineage: Eukaryota; Fungi; Ascomycota; Sordariomycetes; Hypocreales; Nectriaceae
Product: CoA-transferase family III domain-containing protein
Exons: 1
Coding region: 349-2079 (576 amino acids)
Molecular function (GO): catalytic activity
Source: RefSeq, a predicted model, not a curated record